AUGGCGCUAGAUUCUCUCCUUCACCUACCACCCUACUUGUGGCUUUCUAUCGCCCUCGCGGUACCCCUCGCGACGCUUCUCCACGAUGUCUGGGUGUGGCUCCGAAUGCCUCCAGGUCCCACGCCUCUUCCAUUCCUCGGCAACAAACUCCAACUCCCAAGAUCAAAGCCCUGGAUCCAUUUCCAGGAGUGGUCCAAGAAAUACGGUCCCAUUUUCACGAUAUGGAUCGGCCGCAAGCCUACUGUCGUCAUAUCCGACCCCAACAUCGCUGUCGAGUUGAUGGAGAAGCGGAGCACAAAGUACUCGUCGCGUCCGCGUAUGGUGGCUAUGGGCGAGAUACUGUGGGACAAUGCUAGUAUACUCGUACAGCCAUAUGGCAAAGAAUGGAGUGUGCGGAGGAAGCUGCUACAUCAGGCUUUGACACCCAGGGCGCUGAGGUUGUACAAGCCCGUUCAGACGGCAGAGGCAUCGCGGCUUUGCCAGCAGCUCCUCGAUAGCCCGGCCAACUGGGAGAAACUCCUCGAACGAUUUACGUCCAGCAUCGUUUUCUGUGUCGCAUACGGACACCGCAUCGAUUCGCUCAAUGCCAACGUCAUCCACCAGCGCUUCAAGUUCAUGCAUGUCGCCGCAUCGCUGAACGUGCCUGGAAAGUACCUCGUCGAGUCCUUCCCCAUCUUGAAGCAUGUCCCAGAUGCUCUGGCGCCUUGGAAGGCUGAUAUAAAAGCGCGUGGUCGCGAGGAAGCAGCUGCGAACAUGGCCUUGGUCGAUGUCGUACGCUCGGAUCUUGCGAGAGCAAAGGCCCAAGGUGACGAUAUCCCAGAUUCACUAUGCAAGCUCCUGCUCGAAUUACGAGAGACGGAGCAUAUCCCCUUGUCGGAUCGCAAUUUCUCCUACAUCCCAGCAUCGCUUUUCGGCGCUGGGUCUGAUACUACGGCCUCGACUCUCUGCACUGCCUUCCUAGCGUUUGUCACGCAUCCCGAGACCCUACACGCCGCCCAUCGCGAAUUAGACACCAUCAUCGGCACUGGCCGUAGUCCUACGUUUGAGGACGAAACGAACCUGCCAUAUAUUCGCGCUCUGGUAAAAGAAGUUCUUCGCUGGCGUCCUGUUGCCGUUCUCGGAGGUACACCCCACGCCUCCACAGAGGAUGAUCGUUACGAAGGAUACUAUAUUCCUUCUGGCACCACUGUUCUAGGAAACUCAUGGGCUAUAAACCUCAACGAGGAGUACUAUCCGAAUCCACACCUCUUCGAUCCCACACGCUUCCUCGAUGAGGCGCUUGUGGAACGCUCCAAAGCACCAACACCGCUCACGGGCAAGCCCCAUCCAGCGAAAUCAGGUCACUCGUCGUUUGGCUGGGGAAGGCGCAUUUGCCCUGGUGCCAGUCUUGCGGAGAACAGUCUGUACAUCGCGCUAGCGAAGAUUCUGUGGGCCUUUGAUAUUCAGCCCAAAGCAGGGGUGAAGUAUGAUACUUUUGCCUAUACCGAGGGCUUCAACAUACGGCCUCGGAAGUUUGAAUGUGAAAUCAGAGUUAGGACUGAGGCGCACAAGCGAGUACUGAUGGAUGAUCUGAAGGAGGCUGAGAGUGUGUUGGAGAAAUUCACGCCUUUCCAAGAGUAG
Alternaria burnsii is the source of this 1620-nucleotide messenger RNA. Its product is annotated as cytochrome p450. NCBI's taxonomy places the organism in Eukaryota, Fungi, Ascomycota, Dothideomycetes, Pleosporales, Pleosporaceae. Gene Ontology annotation, molecular function: oxidoreductase activity, acting on paired donors, with incorporation or reduction of molecular oxygen; heme binding; monooxygenase activity. Bases 1 to 1620 code for a protein of 539 amino acids. The transcript has a single exon. The record is from RefSeq and is a predicted model, not a curated record.